Penicillium paradoxum is the source of this 1317-nucleotide messenger RNA. Its product is annotated as SPFH domain-containing protein. The transcript has 2 exons. Gene Ontology annotation, cellular component: membrane. The record is from RefSeq and is a predicted model, not a curated record. NCBI's taxonomy places the organism in Eukaryota, Fungi, Ascomycota, Eurotiomycetes, Eurotiales, Aspergillaceae. Bases 1 to 1317 code for a protein of 438 amino acids.
AUGGGGGGUGUAUCCCACCAAACGUCAAGGCUACUCCGGCCUCGUGGCCAGAAGCUCCUUCCCCAACGUCUUCCACGAAACUCCGCAGUGAGCGCCACACCCUUCAUCCAGAUCCAACGACGCGCCCUGUCAAAUUCCCGUCGAGCUCUAGCUCCAGAUUCUAUUUUCAAUGGCUUCAAAUCUGGCGGCUCAUACAACGAGGGCCCAACCACUUAUUUUUCCAACCGACAAUCCCUCCCCGCGAACACCGUAGUGCGAUUCGUACCACAGCAGACAGCAUGGAUUGUCGAGCGCAUGGGAAAGUUUGACCGGAUUCUAGAACCUGGUCUGGCGAUUCUCGUGCCGUUCUUGGACCGCAUCGCUUACGUGAAGAGCUUGAAGGAGGCGGCCAUUGAGAUCCCCAGUCAGAAUGCCAUCACGGCAGACAAUGUCACCCUCGAGCUAGACGGCGUGCUGUAUACACGGGUUUUUGAUGCAUAUAAGGCAAGCUAUGGAGUCGAAGACGCAGAAUAUGCAAUUUCGCAACUCGCGCAGACGACUAUGCGUUCGGAGAUCGGUCAGUUGACCCUCGACCACGUUCUCAAGGAACGUGCCAACCUCAACACCAACAUCACCAAGGCAAUCAACGAGGCGGCUCAGGAAUGGGGUGUCGUCUGUCUUCGUUAUGAGAUUAGGGAUAUUCAUGCACCGGAGAAGGUCGUUGCUGCUAUGCACCGCCAGGUGACUGCGGAGCGCUCCAAGCGGGCUGAGAUCCUCGAGUCUGAGGGACAGCGCCAGAGUGCGAUCAACAUCGCCGAAGGUCGCAAGCAGUCCGUUAUUCUAGCUUCCGAGGCCCUGCGCGCUGAAAAGGUCAACCACGCUUCUGGUGAAGCCGAUGCUAUCUUGCUUAAGGCGGAGGCUACCGCUCGCGGCAUCGAUGCUGUUUCCCGGGCCAUUGAGGAGGGUGGCGAGAAUGCACACAACGCUGUCAGUCUCAGUGUUGCUGAGAAAUAUGUCGCGGCUUGGUCGAACCUAGCUCGCGAGGGCACAGCUGUUGUUGUUCCGGGUAACGUCGGUGAUAUGGGUGGUAUGAUCGCGAACGCUAUGGCUGUCUACGGCAAGGUCAGCGAGACACAAGCCCGGGGUUUGGCGAAGAAGGCUCUUGGGGUUGAGGGUGCCUCUCGAUCAUCAGAGACCCCCCAACACAACGAGGUAUCGCCGCAGAGCCAGGCUCCGACUUAUUUUGUGGGACAGGCUGAGCAGAAGACACAGCCGAAUGUCGCAUCGAACACCGCGAUGGAAGGGUUUGAGAUUGCCGGCAACGAACAGAAGCAAUAA